AUGCGACAGUUUAUAAACGGCUCAUUACAAUUAUUAUUAUUAAAAUUAUUGUAUUUAUUAGCGAAAUGCGAAGCUAGCGAUGACGAGUAUAGGCUUUUGAACGAUCUGAAGGAAGGAUACAAUCCAAUGGAACGACCCGUUUCAAAUCAUUCGUUGCCGGUGACGGUAAAACUGCGAAUAAUAUUGCAGCAAUUGGUAGAUGUGGAUGAGAAGAACCAAGUCAUCACCCUUGUCGUCUGGACCCAAUACACUUGGAAUGAUUAUAAAAUGAAAUGGGAUCCAAUGGAGUACGGUAAUAUCACCACUUUACAAAUAGCUCAUGGGACCCUUUGGAAACCAGACAUCCUGCUUUUUAAUAGCGCCAACGAACACUUUGAUGCCUCGUUUCCAGUCAACAUGGUGGUUUCGCACAACGGCGAUGUUUUGUUCGCGCCACCGGGAAUAAUGCAGGUCUCAUGCAAUUUGGAUAUGACCUGGUUCCCAUACGACGAACAAAUAUGCUAUCUCAAGUUCGGAUCAUGGACCUACGGAAAAAAACUUGACCUUCAAAUCGAUGACAGUGGACUGCCGUCGGGACAUUCCAUUGAUCUCCAAUAUUACGUGCCGAAUGGCGAAUUCGACUUGAUUUCGACACCGGGACAACGCAAAUCAACCAAUUUCCUUGAUGAAACUUAUGUGGAAUUGUAUUUUCAUCUUCAAUUAAAAAGAAGAGUUCUUUACUAUGGAAUCAAUUGGCUAGUGCCUUCAGUGUUGAUAUCAUUGAGCAAUAUUCUUGGAUUCGCGAUGCCUUCAGAAUGCGGUGAAAAGAUUACACUUCAAAUCACCAACCUCCUUUCCGUCACUGUCUUCCUCGGAAUGGUGUCAGAAGUCACUCCACCAACAUCCGAAUCGAUUCCAGUAAUUGCGGCAUUCUUUUCAUUUUCUAUUGUCAUCUUGGGCCUUUCAAUUUUCGCCACACUCAUCAUUAUUAAUAUAUUCUUCCGUCAUCCAAAGUCUCAUGUGAUGGGAGAAUGGACAAGGUUCAUUUUUCUUGAAUGGCUACCUUGGCUCCUUUUAAUGAGCCGACCGGAGCACACUUUCAAGCGGCCUGUGAAGCCAAGACAUCAGAAUGAAGAUCUAGAAAGCUCUGGAACUCAAAAAAGCGGCUAUUCGGAAAUCAAUCAGGAAGAAGAGAAGUGCCGACGUCCGAGGCUUCUUGUGAACAGCCAAGUCUUCAACGAUCCUUCUCAACAAGCCCUCGAGGAGAUCGUCGAGCUUCUUCGCGGUUUCCAGCAGAAGCUCGAGGAAGACGAGGAAGAAGAAGAGCAAAUUCUCGAUUGGCGAUUCAUGGCAAUGGUUAUCGAUCGCCUUUCGCUGUUCGCCUUCACCGCCCUGAUUCUUGGCACCACCGCCGUCGUCUUCCUCGUAACCCCCAAUCUGUUCUCAUCGAACCCCAUUAUCGAACAAAAAUAG
This is a messenger RNA of Caenorhabditis bovis, 1452 nucleotides long. The record is from the annotation of a GenBank genome assembly. Lineage: Eukaryota; Metazoa; Nematoda; Chromadorea; Rhabditida; Rhabditidae.